AUGGGUACGCAGUCAAGCUUCUCACAGCCGCCCAUCGACGAGAUCAAGAUGUGGCCUUUCGAGCUCGGCCCAGAUGCGUCCGUGGCACCACACCAGACUCUCCAUUUUAACGAACUCUUCAUGUCGCCGGCUCACCACCCGGACCCAUUCUCUCAGUCUUCGGCAGCGGAGCUGUCGUCGACGCUCCUCCCCGCCGCUGAGCCCAUGGCCAAUUUCAUCCACCCGCAAGAACUGCACGUCUCGUCGUCAGGAUCCGAGUCGUCCCGGUCCCCGCAAAGCCAGCACGGCUCUCUGGACCUCACCCACCGCGGGUCGUUUGAUUCUUCUUCUUCUUCUUCUUCUUCAUCAUCAGUAGCCACCGACUACCUUUCUCUGGACCGCCAACGGGCGAUCCGACGACUGUCGCUCGCCACCUCGGACCUGUCCAACGACACGUACAGACCUCGCAAUACGCCCGCGCGACCGCGCAAGUCGGCGUCGAGUCGAAUCACACCGCGCUCCCAGAAGCACGCCCGCGAACUCGAGCUCAACCGGAAAGCCGCCACCAAAUGUCGAAACCGCCAAAAGGCCUUUGUCGAAAACCUCCAAGCCCGCUGCAAGCGCGAGGAGGAGAAGAUGCACGUGCAGACCUCGCUUCUCCAUGCGCUGCACGAUGAAGUUGUCGCUCUGAGGAAUGAGAUCAUGAGGCAGAGCUUUUGCGAUUGCCAGUUCCUCAAAGGCGCCGCGAGCGUGCUGUUGACAUAG
Messenger RNA from Exophiala spinifera, 744 nucleotides. RefSeq lists its product as uncharacterized. Bases 1 to 744 code for a protein of 247 amino acids. NCBI's taxonomy places the organism in Eukaryota, Fungi, Ascomycota, Eurotiomycetes, Chaetothyriales, Herpotrichiellaceae. The record is from RefSeq and is a predicted model, not a curated record. The transcript has a single exon. Gene Ontology annotation, biological process: regulation of DNA-templated transcription. Gene Ontology annotation, molecular function: DNA-binding transcription factor activity.